AUGCGACCGCCCUGUAUGUCGGGCCGUCAGCAGGACACAGCAAUGCGAGACUGUUCGCGGCGCCGUGUAUUCCGCACGCUCCGCACCGACACGCGUCUUCUUCUCCUCCGCCUGCGUCGCGGCCGCCCGGCGCGGCGCGACAUCCUCUUCAUAUUCCUCUUCUUUGCUUUUAUCCUUCUCUUCACUGUCGUCAUCUACGUCGCGCGCCCUCCGCAUGGCUACCUCCAUCGCUGGCGUGACCGCGGCACGGACCGCGAGUCCUCACACUUUACCAAGAACGUCCACAUGUUCCUCCCGCGCCAGCCAGCCCUCGAUAUUGGUGCCUUUACUCCGUGCUCGUGGCUCUACCUAGAGUUUGGAGCCAAGGAUGGCAGGCAUUUGAGCAAUUUUUUCAUCAACGGCAAUGGCUUUCUCGAGGAUUAUCUGCGCGCCACCCAAUCGGCGAGCCACGGAUUUUGCGCGUACGCUUUCCAUGGCCAUCCGGCUAUGGAGCCAUACUUGCGCAAGGUGCGCGCCGAUCGCGGGCGAAAGACGCAUCGCUUUCACGUGUACUCGGGCGUCGUGCCUGGGAGGCUCAACGUCAGCGAGCGGGUGCGGCUCGUGGCGAAGGACGAUCCACGGGUCGUGGAGGAGAUCAAGGUACAGAGCAUCGAUGUGCGGCACACGUUGCGCAAGCUGACGUUUGAAUGGCAAGAGUCUGGGAGGGAGGUAAAGCAUAUGGUCACGCCGAGGGAAAACGGGAAUCGCGGCUCAGUCGUUGUGAGGUUUAAUGUGGAGCAUGUGCGAGAGGCCUUUUGGGAGCUCGGGUUGCUAGAGGCGCAUCGCGGGGAUGGGUUGAUGUGUAAGAGGGUGGAUAGGGUAGUGUUGAAUUUGGAGAAGAUACCGUUGAUGUCGACGGGGAGUGAGGGCGAUAUUGACGAUUCCGAUGUGAAAAGGGCAUGGGGUUCGCUGGUGACUCCGCCAGUCGAUGCCAGGUUUGAUCCCAAGAAUGGGCUAGGGGGGCUCAUCAAGGUUGCCAACGAGAUCAACGAGAGGAAGGGGUGCCGGACGACGGUGCAUGUGAUUGACGAGGCGGGGGGGAUGCUCACGCCCAAGCUGUUGACGGAUCGAGAGGUGCUUUACGCCAUCUUGGCGGGGCAACCGACGUUCGAUGAAAGGGUGGCCGCACAGACAGAGUCGUGGAUGACGGCUGUGCCGCAGGACCGGCUGACCAUUUUUACGAAUGCCAAGCGCAACGAGGAGGAAAUGAGGGCGGCAAAAGGAAGGAAUACGGUGGUGACACAGCCGCACGACCCCAGCUUGGAGCUACGGCUGCCGCUAAUGCAGUCUUGGAGUCAUCUCGUUCGCGUGCGUGAGAGCUGGGACCGGACGAUGAAGCACAACAAGGAUAUCAAAUGGCUAGCGCUUGUCGAUGAUGACACGUUUGUGUUCCCUGGUGGGAUGCGGGAGUACCUGUCCAAGUUUGACGCGCGGGUGCCGUUCUGGGGCGGGUCUGGGGAGCAGGCGCGGAUCGACAACGGGGACAGCGGGCAAUUUGCGGAGUGGCUGCGCGGCUUGAACAAGAAGCACGGGGGCAAGCAUUGUUACUUCCCCACGGAGGACAUGCCAUUGAAACUGCGCGGGUCGCACGUCGAGUACGGGGUGAGCCAGGUGCUGAACGGGCGGCGGAUCGCGCACAAGGUGUCGCACAUGUGCGGAGACACGUUCUGCAAGCUGGGGUGCCCCGCCGUGCCGCAGGGGGCGGCGAUCGUGCUGUCGCGCACGCUGGUGGAGGCGCUGCGGCCGAAGAUCGAGACGUGCGAGAGGGAGACGUCCCAGCUCUGCCGCAACUGCGGGUCGCAGCGGCUGUACAUGUGCGUGAACCGUUACACGAAGGGGGCGCGCACGCUGCUGACGAGGGGGAUUUGCCGGGCGCCGUGGAAGCUGGAGCACCGGGAGAAGUUCCCUUUCGUGUUGACUUUCCAUGGGUUUAAUAGGCAUAGGGGGAUGGCGCUAUCGACUGGCUCACUGCACGGGGACAUGACAGAGCUGUGGCAGCUUGGCAAGCAAUACGAAGAGGGUGUGAAGCAGGGGGUCAAGUCGAGCUACGUGGUGCCGAUGCAGGAGAUAGCAAAGACUAGGGCGUGGAGAGGGUUACACAUGGAAAGUCGAGGGCGAGGCGCAGGCACGGGCGCUGAGGUCUGUACAUAA
This is a messenger RNA of Chondrus crispus (carragheen), 2190 nucleotides long. RefSeq lists its product as hypothetical. Gene Ontology annotation, cellular component: membrane. Gene Ontology annotation, molecular function: glycosyltransferase activity. Bases 1 to 2190 code for a protein of 729 amino acids. The transcript has 3 exons. Lineage: Eukaryota; Rhodophyta; Florideophyceae; Gigartinales; Gigartinaceae. The record is from RefSeq and is a predicted model, not a curated record.